Molecule: messenger RNA, 975 nt
Organism: Prunus armeniaca (apricot)
Lineage: Eukaryota; Viridiplantae; Streptophyta; Magnoliopsida; Rosales; Rosaceae
Source: the annotation of a GenBank genome assembly
AUGUCGCACUUCGGACGAUCUGGACCUCCAGAUAUCAGAGACACCUACUCUCUCCUCGUCCUCAACAUCACGUUCCGAACCACCGCAGACGAUCUCUUCCCGCUCUUCGACAAGUAUGGCAAGGUAGUCGAUGUCUUCAUUCCCAGGGACCGAAGAACCGGUGAUUCGCGCGGCUUUGCUUUCGUUCGGUAUAAGUAUCAGGACGAGGCUUCAAAGGCCGUAGAGAAGCUCGACGGGAGAGUUGUCGAUGGAAGAGAGAUUAUGGUUCAGUUUGCUAAAUAUGGCCCCAAUGCUGAGCGAAUCCACAAGGGUAGGGUGAGUGAAUCAUCUUCCAAGCUCAAAUCAAGGUCCAGAAGCCGCAGCCCUCGUCCAAGAUUUUCAGAUAUCGAGAUGAACAUAAGGAUAAGGAUUACAAGAGAAGUCGCAGUCGAAGUAGGGAGAGACAUGGUCGUGACAGGCAUCAUAGGAGUGAAAGAGAGCAUCGCUACAGAAGCAGGAGCCGCAGUGCAAGUCCUGAUAAUCAUAAAUCCCGUGAGAGGAGUAGAUAUGAUGAUGAGCGGCGUAGUCGGAGCCGGUCAUAUGGAAGUGCCUCUCCUGCUCGGAAUAGCCCUAAAUCUCGGAGAAGCCCUUCUCCCCGGAGGAGCCUAUCUCCCAGGAGGAGUUUAUCUCCCGGGAGGAGCCUAUCACCUCGGAGGAGCCCAUCUCCUCGGAAGACCCCAUCUUCUCGGAGGAGCCCUUCUCCUCGUAGGACACCUUCAAGGGGCGAGAAUGCUGAUGGACGCAACCGGAAUGAGCGCUCUCCUACCCCAAAAGAUGUUUCACCACAUGGUCGACGUGAUGAUUCUCCAAGUCCUUCCCCUCGUAAAUCUGAUGCUGAUGAAUGAUGGACUUGAAUACAAAGUGGCCUGGGAUGAUACUUUUGGGUCGAGCCCUUGUAUCUGCGUUCGUAGUUGGGAGAGGAGUUUCAUAUUAUGA